AUGUUGGCUAGCGCUGUUUCAGACGCAGGCGUAGUUGUCGACGUCGUGGUGCAUAGACGAGCCUUGAGCAGUUCCCUCCAAGGCAACGUAGUUGUCGACGCUGCUGCAGUGGAGGCGUACGAGUGCGGAGAUGCCGAGGCGAUUCUCUCGGCGAACGUGGCGGGGCCACGCCUAAAUAUGGGUAUGGCUAGUAUUCCCUCAGCUCGCACACUGCCGCGGAAUGCGGGGCAGCAGGCGGAACGAGAGCAUCCUGUCGUCGACCCUGGCUUCUUCUACGUAUGCACCCCCGUGAACCCCAGGGUCACGCAGCGCGUAUUCCAUUACUUAAACAUUGUACCAUUUGGGCUGCAUCGCCCCUCGGAGGUGUUUGGCGUGGUGGGACGUCAUACAAACCUCGGCCUGGUGUCUGGGGUGACAAAGGACGGCCAGUAUCGUCUCGUGCCCUACCCACCACAGCAGCCGCAGCCACUGUACCUUGAGCGGGCACGGUGCUUGCCACAGUGCUCCUACCACCACGACUGUCCUGCCACUGGGACCAUCGACCCUUCGUGGCUCCGCCGCAUCCGACACGAAAGCCGCAGUGAACGUGCGCAGCAAGCGACGAAGAAGUUCUUCUGUCAGGCCACUGCGCGGCAGGGGUGGGGCAGACACCGCCCGAGCAAUCCCUGCUCUACCUCCGUAGUGCAGCGCGCGAGUGCAUUGGUAGUGUCUGGGGGCUUGACUUCACCCCAGCUUGGGGUGAGUAGGCCGCUCUCACGCACACGUCAGCGCGGCAUGCACGCGGUGCCGUUGGGUACCGCACCUUCUUUGCCAGAGCUCCCGACAGCCAUCGCGCCAGCGGCGAAGGACCCUUACCCUGCCCCUCGACCUCCCCUGGAGGAAACACCGACGUACUCCUCGCCGCUGGCUGCAGAAUUUGUGCCGCUUGGUGGGCACGCAGAUGCCGAUGACGUGCCAUCGCCGGUGAUGGUUGCCGCUACUGAGGAGUCGCGGGAGGUGUUAUGUACACUAGCGGAGCUGCAGCUCCCUCCUACCCUCGCGCUGCAUGAACCCGUUCCACCCCUUCGUGUAGGCACGCGCGUUGUCGCUCGCCGCCUGGGGUGCUCAGAGGUACUUCACAUGGGAACUGUGCUGGCAGUCAGCUUUGAUGUCACCUACACCAUUCACUACGACGCCGACGGCGGCAUCGACAAGGGUGUUCUUCACAAUGACGUGCACAUGCUCCACGCUGGGGACGAGGGUGCUGCCCAGGGCCGACAACGACCACGGCACCAGUGCGCGCGCGAGCGCGGCAGGGAGCCGUGCACGGUGCGGGAUCAAGUCAUCGUGGAAGUCGCGCAGCGGCCACAGCAGGCCGUCGUCAUGGCCGCCCUCGGCAGUGGUCGAUAUCAAGUUGCCGUCGCCACGGCACCAGUGCCCUUGACUGAGGUGGAAGCCUGCCAUGUGUUGUCGGUGGUGCCGGUGCUCGUCGGUGCCGUGUUCGCGCCUCCGCAUCACCUCACCCUCUUCCGCCAACUUGAUACGACCGGGACGGGGCACGUUAGCUGGAAAGACAUGCGGCACUUUAUCCUUUCAUGGGAAGGCUUUGGCCAGCCCCUCUCCUUCCGGCGACUGGGUGAGAUCCAGCGCGACAUGUGCAUCUGCAAAGGCAGCAUGGGGCCGCAGCUGCUGUCGAAGAUACCGGUCCAGGAGGAGGGGGAUCAGCUAUCCUUUCAAGAUUUCGAAUACGUGCUCUUACGCGCUGAGAAUCUGCUCUAG
Molecule: messenger RNA, 1758 nt
Organism: Leishmania mexicana MHOM/GT/2001/U1103
Lineage: Eukaryota; Euglenozoa; Kinetoplastea; Trypanosomatida; Trypanosomatidae
Exons: 1
Coding region: 1-1758 (585 amino acids)
Source: RefSeq, a predicted model, not a curated record